AUGGACCGACUUGAUCUCGCUCACGCGAUGAUGGUGAAGGCAAUGGGCAGCGUGCUUUUUCGCGCCCCGCUUCAGAAGGAAAAGGUUCAGCGUGUUCUCGAUAUCGGAACGGGCACUGGAAUUUGGGCCGUCGAAAUUGGAGACAUUUUCGAAAAUGCUGAAGUACUUGGCAUCGACCUGAGCGCCAUUACUCCUGAGUGGCACCCUCCGAACGUCAAAUUUGAGAUUGAUGAUAUCGAGGAGCCCUGGGUCGGCCAUAAAAAGUAUGACUUCAUCUUUUGUCGCUACAUGGGAGCCUCAAUCAAAGACUGGCCCAAGUUGAUGGAGAACAUUUACGAGGAAGCUGAAGAGUCUAGCAACCUCGCUCCGGGAGGCUGGGCAGAGUUCCAGGACGUCAACACCUCCUUCUACUCCCAGGACGGAACCUACUCGAAGGAGACGGCCACUUCUAAGUGGAUGACCGCCUUCAUGGAAGCCUGCUCGGCAACAGGCCGCGAUCCCAGCGUCGGGCCGAAGCUGGAGGGCUGGGUCAGGAAUGCCCAAUUCCAAAAUGUUGUUGCAGACCGUGUGCGGGCGCCGCUUGGCCCUUGGCCCAAAGACCAGUGGUACAGUGAUCUGGGCAUGAUGAACCUGAUUUUAACGCUUAACGGGUUGGAGGCCUUGUCGCUGAAGCUCUUCUCUGAGAUGCUUGGGAAAUCGCAGGUGGAGAUCACGGUGCAGUUGGCCAACGUUCGGAAGGAGUUGAAGAGCAACUCAUUCCACGCGAUGUUUGACAUUCACGUCGUCUACGGUCAGAAGCCAAUCAAACCUAGGCAAUAG
Colletotrichum spaethianum is the source of this 819-nucleotide messenger RNA. RefSeq names its product secondary metabolism regulator LAE1. The transcript has 6 exons. Bases 1 to 819 code for a protein of 272 amino acids. Gene Ontology annotation, molecular function: methyltransferase activity. Lineage: Eukaryota; Fungi; Ascomycota; Sordariomycetes; Glomerellales; Glomerellaceae. The record is from RefSeq and is a predicted model, not a curated record.